This is a messenger RNA of Apis florea (little honeybee), 1268 nucleotides long. RefSeq lists its product as uncharacterized. The record is from RefSeq and is a predicted model, not a curated record. NCBI's taxonomy places the organism in Eukaryota, Metazoa, Arthropoda, Insecta, Hymenoptera, Apidae.
UUUCUUGCUUACUUGUUGCGAUUAACAAUCGAUAAUUUUCCGAUAAGAAGAUAACGAUUUCCUUAUAAAUACGAGAGCAGAAGAGUCGGUUGGUAGUCUGAUAAAAUAGCAAACCUUAUCACACAGUUUUGUAUAAGUUGGCAAACUUCAUCUUCUCCUAUCUAUAAGUGUUCAAACAAUAAUUUUUAUGUUCUGUUCAUAUUUAAACAAGGCCAUAGAACGAUAAUUCAAUUGGUAUUCAGAAGGAAUCUGCUUGAAGAAAGAAGUAAGGAAUCGACAAAAUUAAAACUGUCGACGAGAAGAGAGCAGUAAUUCAAGAGUUGCAUCUGCCAAUCAUCAAGAAAUGGCGAUUCCAUUCGCUCUGCCUUCCGACGACGAAGCGGAAACUCAAACACAGCAGCUGGAGCAAUUGAUGCUCGAUCUAUACGCUGCUCUGCAACAGGUACUUCGAAGCAGGACAGCACAGCAUCCGUCAUCACGAAAUCAUCGGUUGCCACGACGAAGCGGUGACGACCGACAACUGGUGGUCCUGGUCGACUCUGAUCUGUCCCGAUUGCCGCUGCCUGAUCUCGUGCUGUCCGCCGUGGAACAACUUCCGCCUCCGACGCCCCAGGUGACGGUGUCCGCGCCCAGCAGCCCAACCAGGGACGCGGCGUUCCAGUUCCCAGAGUGCAGCGGGGACGAGAACGGUGCAGCACCGGUGCCAAGCCCAAGGCCACGACCGCGAAGACGCAGGCUCGCCUCGGAGGGUGGUGGCGCUACUACGAAGAAAGGGCCUGCCACCGAGCGAAUCUGCAAGAAAUGCUGCGGCCACUUGGGACAGGCCUUCAACGAGAGCCAAUGGGCGAGCGUAGGCGCCAACCUCAGGAACAUCGCCGACGACUUUCAUGCGUCACAGACCAAGGCCGCCGAGAUCGAAAAGUCUCGAUUGCCAGCGAUGAACCCGAGCUUCGCAGACUCGAACAACACGAGCGGCUCAACCGACAGCAUCCUGUCGCUGCUGAUCCCAGCCCCCCUCCGCGAGACUCUGUGGACGACAGUGGCCUUGUACCUCGGAUGGAGGCUGGUCUCCCGUCUUCGAUAGACGCGACAGAAUCGUCGUGUCGUCGAUGCCACGACGAUCGACCACGAUCCCUCGAGAACAGAUUUAAGGAUCAUCAUCACCGAAGCUUGGAACCGACGCAUCAGGGACACCCGGUUAGCCGAGCCGUCGUCGCCACUUGGUAAACCAGCGACCGGUCUUUCUUGGCCCUUUGCACGCGCGAACC